This is a messenger RNA of Acanthosepion pharaonis, 702 nucleotides long. The record is from the annotation of a GenBank genome assembly. NCBI's taxonomy places the organism in Eukaryota, Metazoa, Mollusca, Cephalopoda, Sepiida, Sepiidae.
AUGGUCUCAGACGGCACGCUUCUCCGAUCACUGGAAUCUAAUCUAUCUAUCUAUCUAUCUAUCUAUCUAUCUAUCUAUCUAUCCCAAUUUCUUCACAUCUAUCUAUCUACCUAUCUGGGACAAUUAUCAAUCUAUCUAUCUCGGUCCGUUCAUUAUCUAUCUAUCUAUCUAUCUAUCUAUCUAUCUAUCUAUCUAUCACAGACUGUUUUUCCUAUCUAUCACGGACUACCAUGGACUGUUUUUUCUAUCUAUCUAUCUAUCUAUCUAUCUAUCUAUCUAUCUAUCUAUCUAUCUAGCAAAGACUACUGUUUUUCCAAUCUAUCUAUCUAUCUAUCUAUCUAUCUAUCUAUCUAUCACACUUUUUUUCCUAUCUAUCACAGAUUAUUUCCUAUCUAUCUAUCUAUCUAUCUAUCUAUCUAUCUAUCAAUGACUUCUUCCCAUGAACCACUGCUCUCUGAAACUGACUCCCUGACUAUCUAUCUAUCUAUCUAUCUAUCUAUCAAUCUCUUCAUAUCUUUCUAUCUUUCUGUCUAUCUAUCUCAUCUUUCUUUCUUUCUUUUUUCUUUCUUCGUCUGGUUCUAUCUAUCUAUCUAUCUAUCUAUCUAUCUAUCUAUCUAUCUAUCUAUCUCUUUCUGUUCGUAUCUAUCUAUCUAUCUAUCUAUCUAUCUAUCUCAUUCUGUUAGUAUCUAUCUAUCUAUCUAA